This is a messenger RNA of Ostertagia ostertagi, 525 nucleotides long. The record is from the annotation of a GenBank genome assembly. Lineage: Eukaryota; Metazoa; Nematoda; Chromadorea; Rhabditida; Trichostrongylidae.
AUGGUAAAAUUGAUGAGUUCCUCCGCAUUUCUAAAACGACAUAAUUUGACUUCCGGCCACUCUAACCUUAAAAAAUGUUCAGUGCUGCAUAUUGGUGACGCAGUCCAAGCCGACUACGAAAUCAAUGGGGCACGACUGAAAAGCUGUCAAUUCUCCGAGCAUAUCGAUAAUGUAGUCAAAAAAGCGUACACGGUCCUGUACCUCAUUUUUCGUAAUUUUCGCAGUAAGGAUCUGAAUUCCUUACUCGCCCUCUACAAAGCUUAUGUGCGCCCACAUCUCGAAUACUGUUCACCAAUAUGGAGCCCUAUUCUCAAAAAAGACAUUCACAAACUAGAGAAAGUACAACAAACUUUCACUAGGCUGAUUUUCCUCAGAUGCUUCCCUUCCACUGCUCAGGUUCAUCUCCCUAGCUACAAUGACCGAUUGAAGUCCCUCGGUCUGCAAGACCUGCUGUUAAGGCGUACCAUCAACGAUUUAGCCCUUUCAUUUCGUAUUUUGAGGAAUGAAUCCAAACUCAAGGCUUAG